This is a messenger RNA of Oncorhynchus gorbuscha (pink salmon), 1744 nucleotides long. RefSeq names its product glyceraldehyde-3-phosphate dehydrogenase. The coding region runs from base 224 to 1231 and encodes 335 amino acids. Gene Ontology annotation, biological process: glucose metabolic process. Gene Ontology annotation, molecular function: oxidoreductase activity, acting on the aldehyde or oxo group of donors, NAD or NADP as acceptor; NADP binding; NAD binding. The transcript is spliced from 11 exons. NCBI's taxonomy places the organism in Eukaryota, Metazoa, Chordata, Actinopteri, Salmoniformes, Salmonidae. The record is from RefSeq and is a predicted model, not a curated record.
AAGUUGUCUGUUACAUCAACCAGAUGCAAGGGCAAUCCUGUGUGUCCUUUCAAAGACAGCGCUAAGACCUACCUUGCUGCUGCACAGCAGUCUUACAUAGAGGCCUACAAGCUGUGGAGAGGGGAGUCCGAAGGGUUUUUUGGAUUUAUUGCUCAUAGGAGGAUACUACAGAUUCUAAGCAUAUUCAGUAAGGUUCACCACCACAACCCAAUCAACAGCAACUAUGUCAGACCUCUGUGUUGGAAUCAACGGAUUUGGCCGUAUUGGCCGCCUGGUCCUCAGGGCCUGCCUGCAGAAGGGAAUCAAAGUUGUUGCCAUCAACGAUCCCUUCAUCGACCUGCAGUACAUGGUUUACAUGUUCAAGUAUGACUCCACCCACGGCCGUUACAAAGGUGAGGUGAGCAUGGAGGAUGGGAAGCUGAUUGUGGACGACCACUCCAUCUCCGUAUUCCAGUGUAUGAAGCCCCAUGAGAUCCCAUGGGGUAACGCCGGUGCCGAUUACGUCGUUGAGUCCACCGGAGUCUUCCUCAGCAUUGACAAGGCCUCUUCCCACAUCCAGGGUGGUGCCAAGCGGGUGGUUGUGUCUGCCCCCUCCCCCGACGCCCCCAUGUUCGUCAUGGGAGUCAACGAGGACAAGUACGACCCCUCCAGCAUGACCAUCGUCAGUAAUGCAUCUUGCACGACUAACUGCCUGGCCCCCCUGGCUAAGGUCAUCCACGACAACUUCGGCAUCGAGGAGGCCCUCAUGACCACAGUCCACGCCUACACCGCCACCCAGAAGACUGUGGACGGCCCAUCUGCCAAGGCAUGGCGCGAUGGCCGUGGUGCCCACCAGAACAUCAUUCCUGCCUCCACCGGAGCUGCCAAGGCUGUGGGCAAGGUCAUCCCUGAGCUCAACGGCAAGCUGACUGGCAUGGCCUUCCGUGUGCCCGUGGCUGACGUGUCAGUGGUGGACCUAACCUGCCGCCUGUCCCGGCCCGGCAGCUACGCUGAGAUCAAGGAGGCUGUCAAGAAGGCCGCUGAAGGACCCAUGAAGGGAUACCUGGGGUACACUGAGGACUCUGUUGUGUCUUCUGACUUCAUUGGAGACACCCACUCCUCCAUCUUUGAUGCUGGCGCCGGUAUCUCCCUCAACGACAACUUUGUCAAACUCAUUUCCUGGUAUGACAAUGAGUUCGGCUACAGCCACCGCGUCGCUGACCUGUUGCUGUACAUGCAUUCUAAGGAGUAACUUUCCGACACCAGAAAGCUGCAAUGGGACCCACCUCCCUUUUACAUGCACUCACACCCUCCAGUGUCACACCCCUAGUACACCCAGCCCUCCACCACUCUCUACAACACAACUUAGUCUCUGUAGUAGGCUGUGUGUACGAGUAUUUGUUUUUUCCUUAAUGAAAAAGUCCCACUUUGAGACUGUUUUGACUUGACAGUAUGAGUUUCUGUCUUCCCAGAGCAUUGCCGUAGAUGUUUCCAUACUGGCUGUUACCAUGUAAUAUUGGUGUUAAAGAUUUCUAGUUUAAGAGUCAAGUGAGAAAGACAAGCUACUGUAACUAAAAAAAAAUAAUACUUGUGUAGAAUCUUUACAAAUGUCUCUGUCUUGCCUUGUUGUUGUUCAUGUUUCCUGUUUGCCAGUGUUAUAAGACCAUGUUUUCACACAAUGGCAAAUAAGUUGUCAUCUGCAUUCAAGAUAAUCAACAGGAUGCAGUACAUGAAGAUGAUGCAUUAUAAAGUGACAAUUGUAUGA